CGGUCUGAUGGUCAGGUGGACCGGAGAGAACCCCGUCGUCUCGUCCUGAGUCUCUGUCUCCCCCUCCUGUCCUCAGCACCAGCCUGCCUUUUCCUCUAUUAUUUUCCACUCAGCUUCUCGCAGUUUAAAAUGGCGGCGUUGAGCAGCGCCGAGUCUCCACCGCCCGUCUUCAACGGAGACGCCACGGAGCGGGAGCCGGGAAGGGAGAGCGGCCUGGAGGAGCUGGGCCCAGGUUUGGACUCUUCGUGCUCCUCGGGGAUUCCCGGAGGUCCGCAGGAGGAAGAGAUCUGGAACAUCAAGCAGAUGAUAAAGCUGACACAGGAACACUUAGAGGCUCUGCUGGAGAAAUUUGGAGGCGAACACAAUCCUCCCUCCAUAUAUUUGGAGGCAUAUGAAGAGUACACCAGUAAACUGGACGCCCUGCAGCAGAGGGAGCAGCAGCUACUGGAAGCCAUGGGGAAUGCCACAGACCUCUCCUGCACCACUUCCCCUAUGUCAAGUCUGUUGGAGGUCAAGAUGGGAGGUGAUGGAGUUGGAGGUGGAGCUCAGGCUCUUCCCUCAGCCCCCAACUCAUUAGCAGUCCUGCAGACCCCCACCGAUACUGGACGGUCCAAUCCACGCUCCCCCCAGAAGCCUAUUGUUCGUGUGUUCUUGCCAAACAAACAGAGAACAGUGGUCCCAGCCCGCUGUGGGAUGACUGUGAGGGACUCACUGAAGAAAGCUCUGAUGAUGCGGGGACUCAUCCCAGAGUGCUGUGCAGUCUAUAGAAUACAGGAUGGAGAAAAGAAGCCUAUUGGCUGGGACACAGACAUCUCCUGGCUGACUGGAGAGGAGCUCCACGUGGAAGUGUUGGAGAAUGUGCCACUUACCACACAUAACUUUGUGAGGAAGACCUUCUUCACAUUGGCCUUCUGUGAUUUCUGUAGAAAACUGCUGUUCCAGGGUUUUCGCUGUCAGACCUGUGGCUACAAGUUCCAUCAGCGCUGCAGCACAGAGGUUCCUCUCAUGUGUGUCAACUAUGACCAGCUAGACUUGCUGCUUGUAUCAAAGUUCUUCGAGCAUCAUCCGUUCAGCCAGGAAGAGGUCUCCUCAGAGGGAACCACACCUGUGUCUGAGCUCUGUCCAUCUCUCCCCCCAUCGGACUCCACCGGCUCUAUAUACCACACUACAGUGUCCCCAUCCAAGUCCAUUCCCAUUCCAAAUAGUUUUCGGACCAGUGAGGAAGACCACCGCAACCAGUUUGGCCAGCGAGAUCGUUCGUCCUCCGCCCCCAAUGUCCAUAUUAACACCAUUGAGCCUGUCAACAUUGAUGAUCUUAUCUGUGAUCAGGGCUUGCAGAGGUCAGAUGCAGGUUCUACCACUGGGCUGUCUGCCACACCGCCAGCAUCUCUUCCUGGCUCACUGACCAAUGUCAAAGCACCACAGAAGUCACCAUGCCAACAAAGGGAACGCAAGUCUUCGUCAUCGUCUGAAGAUCGCAAUAAAAUGAAAACACUGGGCAGAAGAGACUCCAGUGAUGACUGGGAGAUUCCAGAAGGUCAGAUCACCCUGGGUCAGAGGAUAGGCUCUGGAUCCUUUGGAACUGUCUUUAAAGGAAAAUGGCAUGGUGAUGUGGCUGUGAAAAUGCUGAAUGUCACUGCUCCCACUCCACAGCAGCUUCAGGCCUUCAAGAAUGAAGUGGGCGUCCUCAGAAAAACGCGUCAUGUGAAUAUCUUGCUGUUCAUGGGUUACACAACCAAACCCCAGCUGGCCAUUGUGACCCAGUGGUGUGAAGGCUCCAGUCUGUACCAUCAUCUGCACAUCAUUGAAACCAAAUUUGAGAUGAUCAAGCUGAUCGACAUCGCCCGUCAGACUGCUCAGGGCAUGGAUUACCUACAUGCCAAGUCCAUUAUUCACAGAGACCUGAAGAGCAACAAUAUUUUCCUGCAUGAGGAUCUGACCGUGAAGAUUGGUGACUUUGGUCUAGCCACAGUCAAAUCUCGUUGGAGCGGCUCCCACCAGUUCGAGCAACUGUCUGGUUCAAUACUUUGGAUGGCUCCAGAGGUGAUCAGGUUGCAGGACAAGAAUCCCUACAGCUUCCAGUCAGAUGUGUAUGCUUUCGGCAUUGUGCUCUAUGAGCUCAUGUCAGGAGCUCUGCCCUAUUCCAACAUUAACAACAGAGACCAGAUUAUCUUCAUGGUGGGUCGAGGUUACCUUUCUCCAGACCUGAGCAAGGUCCGCAGCAACUGUCCUAAGGCCAUGAAAAGACUGAUGGCAGAUUGCUUGAAGAAAAAGAGAGAAGAGCGACCCCUCUUCCCCCAGAUUUUGGCAUCCAUUGAACUGCUGGCUCGUUCAUUACCCAAAAUCCACCGCAGCGCCUCUGAACCUUCCUUAAAUCGAGCAGGCUUUCAGACGGAAGACUUCAGCUUGUACUCCUGCGCCUCACCUAAAACUCCCAUUCAAGCUGGAGGUUAUGGGGAGUUUUCUGCAUUCAAGUAAUUACAGCCAGCACAAUAGUCCUUCUCUCAUCACCUCUCAAAUGUCUUGUGUUCUUGCAAUGGAUUCAUCUGUUCCUGGAAAAUAAUAAUAAUUUUAAAAAAACGGUCUUGAAGAAUGUGCAAUUUUCUUCCUUGGCCUGCCAUGAAGGAGAUGCAUUCACUAAAGGUUCUUUCACAACAAAACCAAAAGACAGAUAAGGGAUUGAAGAAAGUUAUUGAAGAAAAACAAGAUGCAAGAUUUUUGGACAAAAUUGGUUUUAGAUGAAAAGCCGUGAACUCCAUAGAUCGGUUUGUAUCUUUGAAGCAAAGCUGGAAUUGUCGUUCUGGCAGCUUUUUGAUGGACAGCAGAGCCGUGCCAGAUGAAGAGGCCUCUUGUCUGCCAUUAGUCCCCUAAAUUAAGCCGGUGUUUUUCUUGAAGGAUGUUAACAUGAACAUUGUUUUUCACUUCUCACCCUUUCAUAGUACCACUACCUUUUGCUUAGAGCACCGUCCAUCUGAAAAGCCAUUUUAGAGGAAAGGUUCCUUGGAAUUGUGCCGCAGGCUGUCUUGUGUUUCUUUGACUCUUUGUGAUCUUAAUUCUGCAACAGAAAAAACUGUUUUGCCCUCAUGUUUGGAUUAUUUCAGUGAUAAGGAACAGAAACUCAAAUCUACAGUUUUUGUUAUUUUGAAGGAAUUUCCUUCCUUCCUUUAAACUUGCUGGUCAGAUCUGUUUUUCUUACAGCAGAUUCUAUUGGUUAAAGUUCUUAUAUAGAUAAUUUCCUUCUACCUUUUAUCUGACUUUGGGAUUAUCUAUCCGCAUUUCCCAAAGCAAUCUGGAGCCCUCCAACUAACUGAACCAUUCAUCGGUUCUGGAUGAGACAUCUUUGAAGUAUCUAAACUGCAGAAACUCCUCCACACUGUCCCUAUAUUCAAACUGUCCACUCGUUCAUUCUAGAUGACUCCUGCUUACUCUGAAUCAGAAGGUUUGUAAGAUUGAUAGAGGGAAAAAAUGCAGAAAAAUUAAAAUGUUUUGUUAAGUCUUAACACUACACCAUGUAAUAGUAUCCCAAAAUAAAAGCGGGAGGGUUGAUGUAGAGAGUGAAUGAAUGAACACUCUGAAUGCAAGACCAGUGUACAACGCUGAUGGUCUCUUUGGGCUUCCAGAUUGUUUCCCCAGGUAGUCACCAUCUCUCGUUGCACUCUCUUUAAAUUUCGGACCCAGCUUUUAGUUGCUUAUGAAUGAUGGCCAAGAGUGUUACCUACAUAAUAAUCCAGAUCUCUAACUGGCUUUUUUAUUUUCUCUAAACAAUGUUCCAUCAUUCAUUUCAUUUUGUAUUGAAGGACUGAAGGUGUUAAUAUUGGCUCCUUGAAUUUUAUUUUUAUUGUUUGCCUUCUACUAUACAGGCAGGCCUGCAGAUUUUGACAUAUUUAUAAUAGUUCAUUUUUUGUUUUUCGAUAGCUUUAUGCUCAGAAUAGUUCAGUCUUUCUUUUAAUGCUUGUUUUAGUCAUUGUGACCUGUGUACUUGCACUUUGUAGAGAGCGACUAAGCAAUUGGCCUUUUUUUUUUCUCUCACCUGAAGAAUGAGUUGCAAUCUGAAAAGCAGAUGAAUCUUGAUUUAAGUGCCACUGAGUCAUCCACAGAAGCUGGACUGUGAAUAUUGAGUUGCACACACUCAGAAAUGGUGUUUCAAAAAGUGAAGUCCAACAUAGCACAAAAAGCUUUCAACCUUGAUCUUAAACCAUCUCACCCUGACCCGUUAUUUGCACUUCUUUUCUUUUUUUGUUACUUGCCUCUGAGCUUUGGUUCUUGUUCCCUCAGCAAAUGUUUAUAGUUUUUCUGUCUGAAUUGGAAUAAACUCCAUUAAGCCACCACAGGACUAUAAAACAUCUAGGAUUAAUAUUAUAUGCUAUUGUCUACGCAGUGCUGCUAUCUUUUGUUGCAAACUACCUAGCAGAGUGCAGAACUGUGACUGGUGUAGAUACUAAAUGGAACAGCUAGCAGUCUGAGCCACAGAAUUGAGGGGCAAAUGGGGCAAUAGAGCUAAAAAAGCAACAUGUUUUAUAAAAAGGAUCGUGUGAUACUAUCUGACUAGAAAUCUAUAACUAGAAACUAGAACUUUUUUUUUCCCAUAUUAUUCCCAUUUCAAAAAUCACAUAGCAUCAGUGUUUAAAUCACCCUAACAUGAACGGCAUCCCCAGUUUGGACAGAGAACACUGAUUGACGGGUCUAACCAAUGCAAAGAGUAUCCAAAGCUGCUUAUAUAUUUUUUAAAAAAGCUUUUCAAUUUGUCAGUCAUCGUCCAGCUGUGGGAUAUGACUGAGAGUGUUUCAGGUGUAGACGGCCUCCAUGAAAUAACAUUAUGAAAGGUUGAUGGUGGAAGCUAAAUAUAUUUUAAGCUAGGAAAUCUUGAAAGAAUAGAAGCGGUGGAAGUAAAUUAUGCAUAUUCAAAGCAGAUGUAGAACUGAAAAUCGACUUCUGACACAGCAAGGGCCUUUGGAACUGAUAUGCAGGUCUACACCUUGGUAAUGUCAUGUGGGCCUGCAGGGGCACUGUUGUCUGACAGAAAACACUAUACGCUCUCUUACUGAAUAUAUUGAUUGGCUAUGUGGCUGAAGGAAAAUGACUUACUGAGCUCUCUCACUAAGAUCAAAGAUCCUCUGUAUCAGAAACAUGAGUGAUCUUCAUGAAAGUGAGUGAAGAGGAAAAACCUGUUCUCUUCAAGCUUCUUUUCGUUGUUGAAGCUGCAGUAUGUAACUUGUAAAAUUUGGUGAAACAGUCACCAUGUUGUGACAGUAUAAUAUGUGACAGAUAAUCUGUGAAAAGAUCAAACUCCUACCAGUACUCUUACUACCAUCUGCAGAAAUGCACUGCUCCAAGUCAAAAACCAUCAAUCAAAGCCAGGAGGAAAGUCUUAGCACUGUCAGUCAACCUCAGGUAUACACUGCUCAAUGUGCUGCUGGUGGAGAAACAAUUUACCAUUCAAGGAAAGUUGUUUAUUCGCUGUCAUUGGCAAUGCUAACUAUCCUGAGCAUUCAUGGCAGGUGAACUAGCUGUAGCGUAGAACUAGCUGUAAAAAAAUAAUUUUUUCAGAUCAUCUGUCCGUACAACAAAUAUGUAAAGAACUGUCUCAAUAUUUCACUUGUUGACUCCUGAUAAUUAGCUGCACCAGCAUCUAGUCCUACCCAAAGUAUUUGAUCAAAAUGAACGAGGGACUGAUUAUCUGUGGCUGUCAUCUAAUGUCCAUCACCGUUUUCAGUUCCCUACCACCUGCCAUCUGUGGCAUUAGCUUGAAGUGGCAUUCAGGACCAAAUGAUGUUCUGUUGAAAGACAAAAUUGUAGACAGUUAGGGCAGGGUGUCAGUAUCCUUAGACUGUUUACAUAUUUGUUAGUGUUGCUGAGUUAAACCAUCAUAAGUAAAACAUACUUAUGAUGGUCUGUUGAAUCAAGAAUGAAUCUUGAAUCAGAAUGAAAGAGGGAAAGUCUUCCCUUUCAGAAACUAUUGUUACUUCCUAAUAUGAAGCAGGAUGUUUCAGGUAACUGUUAUUGAAUGAAUGUGUUUGCGACAUCCAUGCACAUCAGAAUAACAUUACUGGUCAAAACCAGUAAUGUUUUUGCCAUUCACUAGAAAUUACAACAUUUCUAGUGAAUGUUGCCAUUAUUUGAUUAUUUUCAAUAAUAGUUUUUUGUCACAUAGUCAUUUGAUGCUACAGGAAAUACAGGCAGACUUGGUUUACAGUAGAGCAUAUUUAACUUAGUGGGUAGGGUGUCAGUCUGUUAGCUCUCCAAGCUACUGAAUCUCAUUCAAGUUUAGAUUUCUUCCUACAAUAUAGAGACUAUGUUACUACUGUCAUAUUGGUUGGUUAUUGUCCGCGUGCAGUUUUAUUUUGUUACUCCUCAGAUAAUUCAGUCAGCAUUCGUGCCUCAUUUUUCCGACCAAGCUAUUCUACAAGUUCAAGUGUUCUAAGACUGAAGGUAUGGUCUUUAAAUAACUGCAACUACAAUUUGAGUAAGUUGAACUCAAAACAUCUGCUUUUUUUUUUAAUCACUUUUCAUUAUUAUCCCCCUUUUGCAGUCAAAAUGAAGUCAAAUGAGUGAAAAUAGCUUUGUACCACUGAGCAGCUAAUCUAUGUGAAGCACAACUGUGUUGAGCUGAAUCGAAAUAUAUACAAACAUCCAAUCAGAACAGUCUAAACAAAAAGAUGUGUCACAUCUUCUACACACUUCACAAACAGAAGUGUGGAUGUGUUUUGCUCUAUACCUCGUAAAGUGUUUGACCCAAUUUAAGAUCAUGACUGAGGUAAAACUGUGAGCUCCUAGUUGACCUUUGUCCGAGUAUAGCCUUUGUUCUUGUCCCGAGGUUUUGGAUUCAUCCUUCAGUGUUUGUAUUUUCUACAGAUGCUUGCACACUAUGAGACUUGAGGAAGCAAAUGGUGAUGACUUUACAAGAUCUGUUCUAAUUUCUGUCAUAUUAUUGCAAAUAUAAUGAAUAUUGGCAAAGCUUUCAAAUUACUGGUCAAUCUACAUUCCUACCCUCAUCUAUGGCUAUAAGCUUUGGGUAAUGACUAAAAGAACAAGAUCACAGAUACAAGCACCCAAAAUGAGCUUUCUCCUAAUCCUGUCUCUAAGGGAGAGCCCAGAAACCUUAUCUGGGCUCUCCCUUAGAGAUGGGGUGAGAAGCUCGGUCAUCUGGGAGGGACUCAGAGUAGAGCCGCUGCUCCUUCACGUCAAGGCAGUUGAGGUGGCUCGGGCAUCUAGUUAGGAUGUCUCCUGGACGCCUCCCUGGUGAGGUGUUCCGGGCACGUCCCGCCGGGACGAGGCCCAGAGGAAGUUCCAGGACACAAUGGAGGGACUAUGUUUCUUAGCUGGUCUGAGUAGAUCUUAGGAUUUCCCUGGAGGAGAUGGCCCAAGUGAAACCUGAGGCCUCCCUACUUAGGCUGGUACCCUUGCGACCCGACUCUGGAUAAGUGGAAGAAAAUGACUGUAUGGAUACAUCAUUAGUUAUCUGGGAGCAAAGAUUGACUCUGACCCACUCAUGAUUUUCAGUUCGGUCUUUUCCAUAUUUUGUGUUCUUUUUCUUAAAGAACUCCUGACUGUCCACCUAGCUUGCACCUUUAAUUAAUUUCAAGUGUGACCUCUACAGCAUUUUCUUCACCUGUAAAUAGUUGUAAAAAGAAUAUACCGUCAGUUUGCUAGAAGGCAUGGAGAAUUUAAAUGUAACAAAUUCAUUGAUGCUCAAAACUAAGUCAUUUUGAUGAGAUAUUAGUGUACAAAUAUUUAAAGCUGUAAAUAUAGGGAGGAGGCUUUAUGUAUUGGUUGUGAAUAUGAAAAACUGAUAUAUUAAAGACAUGCAUGAAAGUAAAACUUGA
Molecule: messenger RNA, 7823 nt
Organism: Xiphophorus couchianus (Monterrey platyfish)
Lineage: Eukaryota; Metazoa; Chordata; Actinopteri; Cyprinodontiformes; Poeciliidae
Gene: braf
Product: B-Raf proto-oncogene, serine/threonine kinase
Exons: 19
Coding region: 130-2478 (782 amino acids)
Biological process (GO): protein phosphorylation; MAPK cascade
Cellular component (GO): mitochondrion; plasma membrane; cytosol
Molecular function (GO): ATP binding; MAP kinase kinase kinase activity
Source: RefSeq, a predicted model, not a curated record